Messenger RNA from Cercospora beticola, 1443 nucleotides. RefSeq names its product tRNA (guanine(9)-N(1))-methyltransferase (gene TRM10). Gene Ontology annotation, molecular function: tRNA binding. Gene Ontology annotation, cellular component: nucleus. The record is from RefSeq and is a predicted model, not a curated record. Gene Ontology annotation, biological process: tRNA N1-guanine methylation. Lineage: Eukaryota; Fungi; Ascomycota; Dothideomycetes; Mycosphaerellales; Mycosphaerellaceae.
GCCACCGAACAUUGCAUAUGUCGCAGCCAUGGAAUCAGAAGAACGGCCAGCGAAAAUCAGGAAGCUUUCACAUGAUGCUUCCGUGGAGCCAGCAGACGUGAAGAUGCUCACGUCGGGUGGAAGUCCGGAUUUUCAAGAGCAAGCAGCCGAAGGCGGUCAUUCGCAGCACAGCGAUGAAGAUGGAAUCGCAGCAGAAGCACAUGCGGCCGAUGGCAUCUCGCUGUCCGAGAUCGAAAUCCAAGCGGCUGGAGUAUCGACAAAUGGCGAUUCCGCCGAUCCGCCUCUCUCAAAAUCUCAGCAGAAAAAGCUCAAGAGAAAAGCAGAAUGGGAAGCCAAGCGGGAGGACCGCAAGCACGAACGAAAGGCAAAAUUGCAAGCCAAGCGAGAGCGUAAACGUGAAGCGAAGCAGCAGGCCAUCGAGCAAGGAAUUCCACUUCCUGAGCCGGCCAAAGCCAUCUACAAGAAGGCGACACAGCUACCCAUUACGAUCAUGAUUGACUGCGACUUUGACGAUCUCAUGCACGAUGGCGAGCGAACGUCUUUGGCGUCUCAGGUAACCAGAAGCUAUUCUGACAACAAGAAUUCGCCCUUUCGAGCACAUUUGACAAUCUGCUCAUUUGGUGGCAAACUCAGAGAGCGUUUCGAGACUGUCUUGGCAGGGCAGUUCAAGGCCUGGAGAGGCGUGCGCACUUUCGACGAGAAUUUCGUGCAGACGGCACAAAAGGCCAAGGAAUGGAUGACCGAGGAGCAAGGCGGCAAACUGGAAGGCGUCUUUUCCAAGUACAAGGAUCUGGACGAGGAAGCCCAACGGAAAUUGAAAGACGAAGGUGAGGUCGUUUAUCUGUCUUCCGAGGGCACAGAAGACUUGCUUGAACUCAAGCCAUACAGCACAUAUAUCAUUGGAGGACUCGUGGAUAAGAAUCGUGAAAAGGGCAUAUGCCAUCGACGAGCGACGAACGCCGGCGUCAAGACUGCGAGGCUGCCCAUUGGGCACUACAUGGAUAUGUCGAGUCGCAAAGUCUUGGCAACGAAUCACGUCAAUGAGAUUCUGGUAAAAUGGCUUGAAUGUGGAGACUGGGGCGAGGCAUUUUUCAAGGUUAUGCCCAAACGCAAAGGUGGGAAGCUCAAGACUGCCAAAGACCCUGAAGGCGCCAGUAAGCAUGACGAUGAAGCGGAUGAAGAUGCCGAGGUGCAGAAGAACGAGAUUCAGGAGCAUCAAGCUUCGACGAACAUUCACGCCUCGGAGAAUGGCACGAACGGAGAAUCGACUGAUGCGAGGUCAGACCGCGGCGACAGCCUCAUUAAAGUUGAAGGUAGCAAUAGUCCAGGAGCAUCAUGAAAUCAGUAAAUGUGACCACCGCCUUAAGGGGCGCAGCAACAUGAGGCGUUCAUUUGCGCAAGCUCUCAUCUCGGUUGAUACACGAUCACCACAGUACCUCGAAC